This is a messenger RNA of Hibiscus syriacus, 2991 nucleotides long. RefSeq lists its product as uncharacterized. The coding region runs from base 1 to 2991 and encodes 996 amino acids. The record is from RefSeq and is a predicted model, not a curated record. The transcript has 2 exons. Lineage: Eukaryota; Viridiplantae; Streptophyta; Magnoliopsida; Malvales; Malvaceae.
AUGACGCUGGAGGAUUUUUUUACACUGACUGAGAUGAAAGAUGGGCUUACAGUCCCUUCACGAGUUGAGGAGCUAGUAACUGUAAUGAAGGAGGAGAAAGAAUGUGUUGUUAAAAAUGUCAGCGAUGUGACCAGGCAGUGGACUUCUGUUGCAAGCACAAUUGCGGCCACCGAGAAUAAAGAUUGUCUUGAUCUUUUUAUUCAACUAGACGGACUCUUGUUUCUUGACAGAUGGCUGAAGGAUGCUCAGGAAUUUGGUAAUGACUCGAGUGAUAGUUUUGUGGAAGAAUCAAUUAAUGCACUCUUACGAGCUCUUGAAAAGUUGCAUAGAAAUAGGGAGAUGUCUGUUUCUUCAGAGAUCUGGACUCUGGUCAAGAAUCUUCUUGGCCACAAUAGCUCACGAGUUCAGGAAAGUGCUAGGUUGCUCUUUGAAAGCUGGAAACAAGGUAGAGUUACUGAUCACGUUGACUGUAGUGGACGUGAGUAUGAGAUUUUGGGUACUGCUACUGUUACUGGAGAAAAUAAUGGGCGACAAUGUUCUGCCAAAGAUGGUUCUGUUUCAAGAGGAAGCUCCCAUGAGGAAAAUGAUGGAGCAGAUGCAGCAAAAAGUGAAAACCUUCCUUCAAGCCAAGAUUGUGUUCAACCAGAAAGCACCAAAGAUUUACCCACUGAAACUACUAAUGAUGAGCUCCAGCCCCACAUAAAUUCAGACCAUUCGGACAUGGAAACAGAUCUCCUUCAAGAGAAUUCGCCCAAAAAGGAAGAGCUUCCUGCAAAACCUGUGGAAGAGACUGCAUCCCAUGAGGCCUGCAGUUUACCAGAUUCAAAGCAAGAAGAUAUUGAAGUUUUGGAUGCUCAGAAGUUGAAUGGAUUAUCAAAUGAUGAAAAAUUGUUUGAUGUGACAGCUUCAAACUCUAGUACUGUGGAGCAUGCUGGCGUUGGAAGUGCUCUGGAGAUUACAACAGAACCCAAUUCCCAAAAUGAUUCUGAGGCCAAUAGGAUUUAUGUCCUAAAAUCUGUCAAUCUUGCUGAUGAGAAGACACAUGGAUCUGAGCCAAAGAAAGCAGUGGGUGAUCUGGAAGUAAUGAAUCAUUCCGAAAAUAGUUCACAGCUAUUCAAGAUUGCAGGCAAAGACAUUGAGUCUCAUUUGAGCAUGUUGCGGAGCUCCUCCGAGUAUCAGCUCAUGUAUAAGAAGCCUGGGAAUCUGGAGAGUAGGUUUUCCAGGAAGUCGGAUAUUGGAAUAGCAAAUGAAGAUAAGGAGAAUAUUGGAUUUGAGAAUUUGAGGGGUGGUUCUAGGUUUACCGGUACUCCAGUUGUGAUCAAUUCAACAUCUGACAUUGAGCUCGAGUAUGGUAUAGUUGAUGCUCUAGAAGUUGCCCGUAUAGUUGCUCAAGAAGUGGAACGAGAAGUCGUAGAUGACAGAGAGCUUUCCAGCAGCUCUUCAGAGAAGAUUUCGGAAGGUGGUAUUAGGGAACCUAAUGCCCUAGGAUCCAUAAAUGGAAAGCAAGAUCUACCCAGCAAGGCCUUGCCAAAGGAGGUGUCGACUGGACCCACUCAGUCUGCUGGAGUGCAAACUGAGGGGGGUGAGCUUAUUAAUUCAGAUGAUGCAGACAAUGAACCAAAAAAUAAGUUGCAUGACAUGGAGUCAUCUCAGGUGACUGUAGCUCAAGAUCCUGAGCCUAACACAGAGAAAGGUCUUUAUGAUUUUGAUCUGAACCAAGAAGUAUGUUCUGAUGAUAUGGAACGUGCUGCGACUUCCAUCUCCACCCCCGUUUCGGUGGUUUCUGCUUCAAGGGCGGCUGCAGUGCGUUGCUUACCCGCGGCUCCUCUACAAUUUGAGGGGGCUCUUAGAUGGAAAGGAUCUGCUGCUACAAGUGCUUUUCGCCCAGCAUCACCUCGCCGAAACUGUGAUGGUGAUAAGACUCUAUCCCUUGGUGGAACAAGCAAUAGCGCAAAACAGAGACUGGAUUGCCUUGAUUUUGAUCUUAAUGUUGCUGGAGCCCUUAAUGAACAAGGUGCUGAACUAAUGUCCGGAAAACAGGUUGCAGUCUCACCAGGCCUCCAUUCUGCUGAACCUUCAGAAGAAAACCAUAGAAAAUCCGAGCGAUUUGAGCUGGAUUUAAAUUGUAUCAGCGAUGAUGGUGAUGCUCCAGCAUUAGAUUCAAGAGUGGAGCAACAACUUUUUUAUGACAGGAAUGGCCAUUGUAGCCAAUCACCUGUUUCUUCAUCAUCACCAAUGCAGUCUUCUCUGAGGAAUUUCGAUUUGAAUGACAGACCAUAUAGUCAAAAUAAUGCUUUAGAACUAGGGCCAUAUCCUGGUAGAUCUUCUCGAAAUGCUCUUGCCCAUGGAGGGCCUAAACCAAAUGAUCCUGUCAUUUCUAUAAUGGGUGCUAGAGUGGAAGUCAAUAGGAAUGACUUUCUUUCUCAGAUCGUAUCCUUUCCAAAUGGCAAGGCUCUUGAGCCUGCAACUGAUGGAAGUAUCUCAAGGACUGCAGGGUUUAUGGGGUUGGUUCCCACUGCGUCAUAUACACACUCGCCUGCUUUUAGUGCUAAUGGACUGCCUUUGGCGCCAAAGAUGCCCUUCUCUUCUGCCAUUUAUGGGGCUAGUGGUUCAAUACCUUAUAUCGUUGAUUCAGGUGCACCUGUUGUGCCUCAACUUAUGGGCUCUGCACCAGCUGUUCCAAUAGCUUACUCUCAAGCACAGUUCAUAAUGGGCAUGAGCAAUGCGAGUGCUGGUUUAAAUGGUUCAGGCCCCUCACGGCCUAAUUUCGAUCUGAAUUUUGGAUUAGCAAUUGAGGGAGGAAAUACAGAGUCCAUGGGCUUAAGGCACCCUUUCAUGCCUGCUCAAGGUAGGUCAAUAGAAGAACAUUUUAGGGCAAACACACAAGCCUCCUCUAGUUCUGGGGUUGCCAUGAAAAGGAAGGAACCUGAGGGUGGAUGGGAUCCAUACACAUUUAACUACAGACAGCAGCAAUUCCCAUGGAAACAGUAA